This is a messenger RNA of Colletotrichum orchidophilum, 864 nucleotides long. RefSeq lists its product as uncharacterized. The record is from RefSeq and is a predicted model, not a curated record. The coding region runs from base 1 to 864 and encodes 287 amino acids. Lineage: Eukaryota; Fungi; Ascomycota; Sordariomycetes; Glomerellales; Glomerellaceae. The transcript is spliced from 6 exons.
AUGGCCGCUGUCAUGUUGUUUGUGCUCGACCAGAGGCUCGACCAUGCCCGCAAAACCCCGACCGCAUAUCUACCAAUGACGCCUGAUGGAAGGAAUCUUGUCAUCGUAUCCUGCAUCAUGAUGGCACUCACAACUGUUUGGACUAUGAUGCGCAUUGUGUCGAAGUACAUCGUUGGGGCGGCCUAUCUGCUUGAGGAUUAUUUCUACUUGUUUGGGCAGGUCUUAUUCUAUGGUGCUGCAAUCUCCUGCAUUCUAUCGGUCGUCCUUGGGGGCGCUGGACACAAUAUCUCUGAUCUUGAAAACAACAUACACGUUUACUGCUUUUACAAGACGUUUCUCGUCGCGCAAGUGACCUAUGCCGCCGGGUUACUAGCUAUCAAGUUGAGCCUCAUACUUUUGACUCAGCGCAUCUUCUCGGAGUUUGGCCGCUGGUUUAGAAUACGGCCAGGCGACCAAGGCAGCAAGCUGUUGUUUAGUCUGGUGCCUAUUUUUGACAUCAUCACCGAUAUCGUCAUUUUUGCACUGCCGAUGAAGGUUGUAAGUACUUUACAAAUGGCCAAAACGCACAAAAUCGCGCUCUAUUUCGUAUUUGGCGCUGGCAUUAUCACUAUUCUGUUCUCUGGCGUCCGCUUAUACCAUACGCUGAUCGUUGACUAUGGAAACAUCACGAAAAGUUUCACUUCUUCACCUUACAGCGCCGUAUGGCAAAAUGGCAUUGCAGUCAUGGUGGCAUCGAGCCCCAUCAUUCGACCCAUAUUCGACCGCACGGUAGCUCGAUGGCUAAACCUAUCGAUUCGAGUCAACGGGGGGACUGCCGCCACGGGGCCUUCGAAGCGAUGGGUUCAAAGAGAUGACGGACAAUAG